This is a messenger RNA of Condylostylus longicornis, 6564 nucleotides long. RefSeq names its product peroxidasin. The transcript is spliced from 12 exons. The record is from RefSeq and is a predicted model, not a curated record. NCBI's taxonomy places the organism in Eukaryota, Metazoa, Arthropoda, Insecta, Diptera, Dolichopodidae. Bases 1445 to 6289 code for a protein of 1614 amino acids. Gene Ontology annotation, molecular function: heme binding; peroxidase activity; protein binding. Gene Ontology annotation, biological process: response to oxidative stress.
AGAUUCUCGUGGACCGUCAAUCAUUACGGACGUUCAAAUUUCUUAAUAACGGAUAAAGUUUUUCAAUUUUCUCAAUUUUUUAAUCAAAUAUAUAGAAAAAAUAAAUACAUAAAAAAAGUGAAAAAUAGAAAAAAAAAAUAAAAAAUUUGAAGUGAAAAAAAAAACAAAAAUAAAAAGAAACCAGACCACCGGCAUAUCAGUGGGGUGGAAAAUUAAUACAAUUUUUUUAUGUUCUUUUAAUUUUUAUUCUUAUUUUGUUUUAUUCUUAAUCUAACUGUGAAUUUACUUACGUUAUUUAGUUGCGACGUCUUCUAUGAAAUUCAAAUUAUAAAAAGUACGAAUAAUAAAUAACUACGAACGGAGAGAAAUUCUUUAUUAGUGAAUUUUUGAUUUAUCGUCCAUCUUGCCAACACUUUUAAUUUUAGUUUGGUUUUAUAUAUGAAAAACAAGAAUUGAGAAAAGGAAAAUUUUCCGGGUGCGCGAAUUAUAAAAAGGAAAAUAUAUAAAAAAAAAAAUUAUUUUUAUUUUUAUAAAAGAAAGGAAAAAAUUGUUCGCAUUUUAAUUAUUUAUGUACAAAAAAUCAUACACACAUAAGAAGAUAUUUUGUAAGUGAAAAAGUGAAAUAAAAAUAAAAAAAUACAAAAAUUCUUUAUUUAAAUAAAAAUAAUAAAAAAUAAGAAAAUUCUUUUCAAACAAAGCAGUUGAAGUAAAAGUUUUUUAUUCACAGAGAAAAAAAAAAUAAAGGAUAAAUAAAUAAAUAAACAAAAAAUAAACACAGAGAAAAAAGAAAUGAAACAAACGGCAUAAAAAAAAAAUUAUGCGCAGAUUUAAAUCCCAACUCUAAAAGGAAGAAGAAAGGACUCAACGAAUAACCACAACAACAUAUAAACUUCCUGAAAUAAAACAACAAAAAAAAUCGAAACGAGACUGUUUGGAUUUUUUGUUUUCUUUUAUAAAAACAUUUUUCACUCUCCUUAAUUUCCUUUCCUUUUUUUUAUUUUUACAAAUUUUUAUUUGAAUUUGAAACUAAAAAGGAAUUUUUUUGGUUUUUUCUAAUUACUUCAGUGUAAAAAUUUUGCAAAAGAAAAAUUUUUUCCGAAAUUCAGCAAAAAAAACGGGAAAUAAGGACAAAAUGCGCAUUUAGAAAGGAAUUAAAUUCGCUUUGAAACCGUAAAAAAAAAAAUAAGUAAAAAUAAAGAGGUAAAAGAAUUUUUUUCUAAUAUAAAAAUCAGGAAACGUACGUAACCCAAAAACAAUCAAAAAAAAUUCUGAAAUAAAUUAAAAACAUAGAAAAAAAACAAAAAUCUAAUUAAAAAAGAAGGGAGGGGAGAAAUUUUUCGUCGAUAAAUAACCAUUUCCGAAUAUUAUUAGAAAGGACUACGAAAGGAAACGAAAACAAAAAUAAGGACAACACAAAAAAAGAGAAAAAAAUUUCACACACAAAAUGAAGAAUUUAUUUUUAUCAAUUCUUCUAAUUACCACCACAUUAGUUACCCAAUCGAUUGGAUUAUAUUGCCCAUCAGGAUGUUCUUGUACCCAGAAUGCAGUUCGAUGUAUUCGUAUACAUUUAAAAUCGAUUCCUGUAAUACCAAUGGAUACGACAAUAUUAGACUUACGAUUUAAUCAAAUUCAAGAGAUACCCUCAAAGGCAUUCCAAGGUUUAUCAUCUUUACAUACAAUAUUUUUAAAUGAAAAUCAAAUUGGUCUUAUACAUAGUGAUGCUUUUAAAGGACUUGUAUCCUUAAAAUAUUUAUACUUGAAUAAUAAUCGAAUAAGUAAAAUAUCAUCGACCGCUUUUCAAGGACUCACUCAUCUUAAUGGCCUUUUUUUGGAGAGCAAUGAAAUAUGGGAAAUUGAUCCAGAAACAUUUAGUAAUUUGCCAGAAUUGGUUUCAUUAUUCCUUUUCAAAAAUAAAAUCACUCAAAUACCAGAAAAUUCAUUUAGAAAUUUACCACAAUUGAAACGUUUGAGAUUAGACAACAAUCCAAUUGAAUGUGACUGCGGUGUUUAUUCAUAUUUAACAUAUUAUAAAAGUAUAAAGAGUCGUGCAACUAUUUCACUUGUAUGUGCAACACCACAAGAAUUACGUGGAAAAUCUUAUAUAACUCUUGUUGAAUCAGAUUUUCAUUGCAGAAAACCAGAGAUAAUUGAACAACCUCAUGAAAUGGAAAUAGCUAAAAUUGGUGAUUCAAUUGAAUUACCAUGUAAAGCAAUUGGUGAUCCAUCACCCGAAAUUGUUUGGAUGCAAAAUUCUAAUGAGAUACAAUCAUUUUUCACUUCAUCAUCUUCAUCAUCAUCAGAAAAUUCAAAACAAAUUUCAACAUCAGAUGAUGAUAGUAAUAAUGAUAGUGGCAUUAAUCCAACAACAAAUAAUGUACCACAUAUGCAAAUUCUUGAAAAUGGUUCAUUAAAAAUAACAAAAGCUACAAUAGAUGAUAAUGCUAUAUUUGAAUGUAUUGCAAGAAAUGCAAUUGGUGAAACAAAAUCAAGACAAAUUCGUAUGGUUGUUACAGAUAAUAUUGAUAUUAGAAGGCAACAACAGCAACAGCAACAACCAAAUUUCCAAAAUAAUGGUGGCAAUAUCCAAUCAUCUUCAUCAACUAGUUUACAAAAUGCACCAAAUUUCAUUGUUAAACCACCGGGUAGUAUUACUGUUGCAACAACAGAUUCAAUUAUUUUACAUUGUUUAAUAAGUGGACAACCUCAACCACAAAUAUAUUGGUCAUUUAAUGGAAGACAACUAACGCAAUCAAGUUCAUCAUUAAGAAUUCAUUCUAAUGGUACAUUGAUUGUACCAUUCCCAAGUGAAAAUGAUUCUGGUAUAUAUAAAUGUCAAGCUGGAAAUCAAUUUGGGAAUAUUCAGACAACAACUCGAGUUCAAGUAAAGGCAAUUUUAAAUGGAACAACAACAAAUAGUACGGUUACGUCUGAAAUUCCUGAAAUUAUUUUGGCACCACAAAGUCAAACUAUUAAAACUGGUGCAACAUUAAUAUUAGAAUGUGAUGCAGAUGGUAAUCCACAACCAAAAAUAUGGUGGAAACAUAAUGGUAUUGCAUUAGAACAAAAUCAACAACAAGAACAACAGCAACAGCAACAAUUAGUAUCACCAUCAUCUAUAAAAGACAAUAGAAUAAUGUUAUUUAAUGAAAAUACUGAAUUACAAAUUUCAGAAGUAAGAGAAAAUGAUUCAGGUCAAUAUAGUUGUGUUGCUGAAAAUGUUAAUGGUGUAACUGAAUCGAUUGCUGAUAUUAUUGUUGAACAAGCAAGUGGAAAACCACCACAUAUUGUAGAUGGACCAUAUGAUUUAGAAACUAUUCCCGGUACAACAAUUGAAUUACCAUGUAAUGCUGAACAAGGUCAAAAACCAGAGAUAAAAUGGCGUAAAGAUGGACGUUUCAUAACAAAUGAUACAAAUGUGAAUAAAUAUCAAAUUAGUUCAACAGGAAGCUUAUAUAUUAAAAAUAUAACAGAAAUUGAUGCAGGACGAUAUGAAUGUGGGCAAUAUAAUGAAUAUGGUAGAGAUAUUAUAUCAGGAUUAAUUACCGUUAGGAGUAACGAAGUUCUAGCUCCCGGUGACCGAUUCGUUAGAAUUGCAUUCGCAGAAGCAUCUAAAGAAAUUGAUCAGGCUAUUAAUCAUACAAUUAAAACAUUAUUUGGUCAAAAACCAGCAGAUGCUCCAAUUAAUUAUGCUGAUUUAUUAAGAGUUUUUCGAUUUCCAAAUAUGCAAGCACGUCAGUUAGCUAGAGCAGCUGAAAUUUAUGAACGAACUUUAGUUAAUAUACGAAGACAUAUUGAUGAAGGUGCAAAUUUAACAGUUCCAAGUUCUGAAUACGAAAACAAAGAAAUAUUAUCUAGAGAACAUUUGAGUUUGGUUGCUGAACUUUCCGGUUGUAAUGCACAUCGCGAAAAACCAAAUUGUACUGAUAUGUGUUAUCAUUCGAAAUAUCGUACUGCUGACGGUACCUGUAAUAAUUUAAAUAAUCCAACAUGGGGUGCUUCACUAACUGGUUUCCGAAGAUUAUUACAGCCUCAGUAUGAAAAUGGAUUUAGCUCUCCGAUUGGUUGGAAUAAACAUCAAAUGUAUAACGGUUUUGAAAAACCAAGUGCACGAUUAGUAUCAACAUCUUUGAUAUCAACAAAAACUAUUUCAGAAGAUGAUUUUAUUACACAUAUGGUAAUGCAAUGGGGACAAUUUUUGGAUCAUGAUUUAGAUCAUGCUCUACCAUCAGUAAGUUCUGAAACAUGGGAUGGAGUUGAUUGUAAAAAAACAUGUGAAUAUGCUGCGCCAUGUUUUCCAAUAGAAGUACCUCCAAAUGAUCCAAGAAUAAAAAAUCGUAGAUGCAUCGAUUUGGUAAGGUCAAGUGCUGUAUGUGGAUCUGGUAUGACCUCCGUUUUCUUUGAUGCUGUUCAACCACGAGAACAAAUAAAUCAAUUGACUUCUUAUAUUGAUGCAUCUCAGGUGUAUGGAUAUUCUAAUGAAUUUGCCCUAGAAUUGAGGAACAUCACAACUGAAGAUGGUUUAUUAAGAACUGGUGUACAUUUUCCAAAACAAAAAGAUAUGCUUCCAUUCGCUGCUCCCCAAGAUGGCAUUGACUGCAGGCGUAACUUGGCAGAAACAAACAUAAACUGUUUUGUUGCUGGAGAUAUUCGCGUGAACGAACAAGUAGCCUUGUUAGCAAUGCACACAAUCUGGUUGCGAGAACACAACAGAAUUGCUGGAAAACUAAAAGAAUUGAAUCCUCACUGGGAAGGUGAUACUUUAUAUGAAGAAGCUAGAAAAAUUGUUGGGGCACAAAUGCAACAUAUAACAUAUAAGCAGUGGUUGCCUUUAAUUUUGGGUGAUGAAGGUAUGCAGAUGCUUGGAGAAUAUACUGGGUAUAAUCCAAACAUAAAUCCAAGUGUAUCAAAUGAAUUCGCUACAGUUGCAUUGAGAUUUGGACAUUCACUAAUUAAUCCGAUCCUAAGUCGAUUAAAUGAGAGCUAUCAAGAAAUUCCACAAGGCCACUUACCUUUACAUAAAGCAUUUUUUGCUCCAUGGAGAUUAGUAUAUGAAGGUGGAGUAGAUCCAUUGAUGCGCGGAAUGUUUUCCGUACCAGCAAAACUUAAAAAACCAAAUGAAAAUCUUAAUGUUGAACUUACAGAAAAAUUAUUCCAUACUGCACAUGCUGUUGCUUUAGACUUAGCUUCAAUUAAUAUUCAGAGGGGACGCGAACAUGGUAUUCCAGAUUAUAAUGAAUACCGAAGAUUUUGCAAUCUCUCUUAUGCAAACACAUUUGAUGAUUUAAGAAAUGAAAUAAGUAGUUCUGAAAUUCGCACUAAAUUGAAACAGUUAUACGGACAUCCAUCAAAUAUUGAUCCCUGGGUAGGAGGAAUUUUAGAAGAUCAAGUUGAGGGUGGAAAGGUUGGUCCACUAUUCCGUUGCUUGUUAGUAGAACAAUUCCGAAAAUUAAGAGAUGGUGAUCGUUUUUAUUAUGAAAAUCCAUCCGUUUUUAUGCCUGAACAGCUCUUAGAAAUUAAACAAACAAAUUUGGCUAGAGUACUUUGUGACAAUGGUGAUAAUAUUACUGAAGCUACAGACAAUGUAUUUAUAUUACCAUCUCGACAAGGCGGCUAUAAAAAUUGUACUGAAAUACCUGGAAUUAAUUUGUACUUUUGGCAAGAUUGUGGUUCAUGUUCAUCUCCGCCACCUCUAUUAAAAUCUUAUUUACCCCAUACUUAUUAUGAACAACAACAAAAAUUACAAAACCAUCAACUUUCACGUCAAAGAAGAUCAGCUAAAAAUUCAGCAUCAUCACCGGCAACCACCCUAAAGGAUAUGAAAAAUCAUGGUGAGAGUGAUGGUGAAAAAACUUUUGAAAUGAAUGAAGAACGUGUUAGCGGAUUAGAAGAAGUAAUAUCAAGUUUCCAAAAAGAAUUGAAAAAAUUACGUAAAAAAAUAAAAAAAUUGGAACAAAUUUGUAAUCCAACUAGUAAUAACAGUAAUAAUAACAGUAACAAUAACAGCAACAAUAAUAAUGGUAGCAAUGAUAAUAACAAUAAUAAAAAAAAUAAAAAUAAAAAUAAUUUAAAACGUCAACGUCGUCAAUGUAUAGACACAACAGGUAGUAGAAGAUUAAAUAAUGAAAUAUGGAAUCUAGAUGAUUGUACAAAAUGUCAAUGUAAACAUUCCGAAAUAACAUGCAAUAAAGAAAAAUGCCCAGAAUUGAAUUGUACAGGUAAUACAAGACCCAUAAAGAUACCAAAUGAAUGUUGUCAAAAAUGUGGUAAUGACAGUGAUAAGAAAAAUUAAAAUUUCCAAUACAACAAAACAACGGUGCUUAAUAAACAAACAAUUCAAAAUAUGGGAGAAGUUAAAAAAAAAUUUUAUUAACAAAUUACUAAAAAAGAUGAAUAAAAAAAUUUUAAGAAUUUUCAACAUAGAUUUUAGAACUUUGGGCAACAAUGAAAAUUUAACACGUGAACAGUCUACAAGAAAAUUUUGAAAAUUUGUUCAUUUUUAAUUUAAAUCAAAUAUCCAAAACAGAAUAAUUUACUUGUUGACAUAAUAAUGACAUAUAAAAUUUA